Messenger RNA from Carlito syrichta (Philippine tarsier), 2003 nucleotides. RefSeq names its product zinc finger protein 333 (gene ZNF333). The coding region runs from base 16 to 1911 and encodes 631 amino acids. Gene Ontology annotation, cellular component: nucleus. The transcript has 10 exons. Lineage: Eukaryota; Metazoa; Chordata; Mammalia; Primates; Tarsiidae. Gene Ontology annotation, biological process: regulation of transcription by RNA polymerase II; central nervous system development. Gene Ontology annotation, molecular function: DNA-binding transcription factor activity, RNA polymerase II-specific; RNA polymerase II cis-regulatory region sequence-specific DNA binding. The record is from RefSeq and is a predicted model, not a curated record.
AACCUGUGUAGAUACAUGAUACUGGACAAUUUCAGGACCCUGGCCUCCAGGGGAGCUCCACCAUGCAAACCCAGGUUGAUCUCCCAGUUGGGGCCAAGGGCAGCAGAACAAGGGAUCCUCCAUGCCACAGGCAUAGACUGGGAAUCUCAACUUAAACCCAAGGCGUUGACUUCCAUGCAGGGUGUUUUGGAAGACAUAUCAUCCAUUGACACGCAGACGGGGUUGGGGCUGUUUCUGAGGAUGCAGAUCGGGCCCUCGAUGGGAGAGAGGGGGGCACCAUCGACUCAAGGGGACCAGCCAGCUUUCCAGGAGUCGCCUUGGUCUCCAGGAUAUACAGGACUGAAGGCGGCCAUGCAGAUUCAGAGGGUGGCAAUGCCGGUGCACGUGCUGGGCCACCCUGAUGCGUGGGUGGCUGGGGCUUCUGUGUUGCCUGCACAGGACCCUGCCUGGCUCCAGGAAAACACCGUAGAGGAGGAAGCCAUGGCUCCUGGAUUUCCCACCUUCUGUUCACAGGAACCAGUCACCUUUGCGGAUGUGGCCGUGGUAUUCACCCCAGAAGAAUGGGUGUUUCUGGACCCUUCUCAGAGAAGCCUGUACAGAGAUGUGAUGCUGGAAAACUACAGGAACCUGGCUUCUGUGGGAGAUCACCUAUGCAAACCCAGUACAUUGUCUCAUUUGGAGCAAAGAAGAGGGCUGUGGACCACCGAGAGAGGAGUCAUCUCAGACACCUGUCCAGAACCUCAACUUCAACCCCAGGAGUCAAUUUAUAGACAAGAUAUUUUUGCGGAGAUCCCGAGUGUUGACACGAAAAGGGAGGAACUUCAGUCAGGAGGAAAGCUCUAUAAUGAUGAUGAACUUGAGAAACCUUUUGACAGCAUGGAACCGAUUUUUCAGUACCAGAGAAUUCAUGUUGGAGAGGCUCCCUAUGAAUGCCAAGAGAGUGGAAAUUCCUUCUUCCAGAGUGCUCACCUAAUUAUGCCUGAGAAGAUCCGUAUUGGGGAUAAAACCUAUGCAUGCAAUAAAUGUCAGAAGUCUUUCAGAUACAGCUCUGACCUCAUCAGGCACGAGAAGACUCACACCACAGAGAAAUGCUUUGAAUGUGAAGAAUGUGGACAAGCCUUCAAAUAUUCUUCGAAUCUGAGGCGACACAUGAGGACACAUACUGGAGAAAAGCCCUUCGAAUGUAGUCAGUGUGGGAAGACCUUCACGAGGAACUUUAACCUAAUUUUGCACCAGAGAAAUCACACAGGAGAGAAGCCCUAUGAAUGUAAAGACUGUGGGAAAGCCUUCAAUCAGCCAUCCUCCCUUAGGAGCCACGUGAGAACUCACACUGGAGAGAAGCCCUUUGAAUGCAGCCAGUGUGGGAAAGCCUUCCGGGAACACUCGUCACUGAAGACACACCUACGAACUCACACCAGAGAGAAACCAUAUGAAUGCAACCAGUGUGGCAAGCCCUUCCGGACAAGUACACACCUGAACGUGCACAAGAGAAUACACACAGGGGAGAAGCUGUACGAGUGCGGGACUUGUGGGCAGGUCUUGAGCCGUCUCUCGACCCUUAAGAGUCACAUGCGAACUCACACUGGAGAGAAGCCCUACGCAUGUCAGGAGUGUGGGCGAGCCUUCAGUGAACCCUCCUCCCUCAGGAAGCACGCAAGGACUCACAGUGGCAAGAAGCCCUACACAUGCCAAGAAUGCGGGCGAGCCUUCGGUCAGUCUUCGCAUCUCAUUGUACAUGUGAGAACGCACACUGCGGGGAGACCCUAUCAAUGUAAUCAGUGUGAGAAGGCCUUCAGGCACAGCUCCUCGCUCACUGUGCACAAAAGGACCCAUCUGGGGAGAGAGAACAUUCGGAAUGAAGGCCUGCCUUUGUCUGUGUCUCAUCCGUACUGUGGGCCCCUUGCUAAUUAACUUCUGGUUUGUAAAAAUCCAAACAUAUGAGGUUAUCAGUUAUUAGCUAGAUCCUGUGUUUCAAUGUAUAAUAUUUUCAUUUUGGUUUAAUU